Tribolium castaneum (red flour beetle) is the source of this 957-nucleotide messenger RNA. It is a transcript of the gene lsn, whose product is annotated as larsen. The transcript has 2 exons. Gene Ontology annotation, biological process: protein transport to vacuole involved in ubiquitin-dependent protein catabolic process via the multivesicular body sorting pathway. Bases 156 to 917 code for a protein of 253 amino acids. The record is from RefSeq and is a predicted model, not a curated record. Gene Ontology annotation, cellular component: ESCRT II complex. Lineage: Eukaryota; Metazoa; Arthropoda; Insecta; Coleoptera; Tenebrionidae.
CAUUUCCACGAAAAUUUGAGUUAAUCCAGUCUAGGGUUUUUUUACCACGGUUGGCCACGCGCAAUGUUACUGAGCGAAGUGUCAACAAUUUCUUAGGAAAAUAAUAAGAAAAAUUUAAUUUCGCUAAAAACCUGCGUUCAUGUGUUUUUUGCAAGAUGCGUCGCAGGGCCGGACUGGGGGCCAUCCAAAAACACAAAUUGGAGCAAGAAAAAUACAAAGAUAAAGGAAGCGAAAUUCAGGAGAAUUUGUUCGAGCAAAUGACCAAACAGUUGGGCGUAUUGGAGGAAAAUCUCGAGGAGUUUGCGACCAAACAUAAAAAUAAAAUUCGGAAGAAUCCCGAAUUUCGGCGCCAGUUUCAAGAAAUGUGUGCUAGUAUUGGGGUAGAUCCGUUAUCCUCUGGUAAACAGGGGUUCUGGUCGGUGUUAGGCAUCGGUGAUUUCUACUACGAACUGGCGGUUCAAAUUGUCGAAGUUUGUUUGGCCACGAAUUACAAAACAGGGGGUUUGAUUAGUUUGGAUGAACUCAGGACGAGACUGAUUAAAGCUAGAGGUAAGGGCAAACAACACCAGGAGAUCACGCAAGACGACUUGAUUCGCGCGGCGCAAAAGUUGAAAAUUUUGGGGAGUGGUUUCAUGGUGGUCCCUGUGGGGAAGGGGCAGUAUAUGGUGCAGUCCAUCCCUGGGGAACUAAGUAUGGACCAUACGGCUGUUUUACAGCAAGCCACUCAGUCAAAUCAGGCGUUUGUUUCCGUCAGUUAUCUCAAACGGGAGCUGGGUUGGGAGGAUGAGAGGGCCAGGAAAGCCCUGGACCAUAUGGUAGACCAAGGCCUGGCUUGGGUGGACUUGCAAAGCCCCAAAGAGAAAUUAUACUACUUUCCCAGUUUGUUCAAUGCUUGUAUUGACUCCACAAUCAGCUAAAUAAAACAUUCAACAACAAAAAGUAACAAACCAUCACCUA